Amblyraja radiata (thorny skate) is the source of this 550-nucleotide messenger RNA. It is a transcript of the gene ndufc2, whose product is annotated as NADH:ubiquinone oxidoreductase subunit C2. Gene Ontology annotation, biological process: mitochondrial electron transport, NADH to ubiquinone. The coding region runs from base 64 to 405 and encodes 113 amino acids. NCBI's taxonomy places the organism in Eukaryota, Metazoa, Chordata, Chondrichthyes, Rajiformes, Rajidae. The transcript is spliced from 3 exons. Gene Ontology annotation, cellular component: respiratory chain complex I; mitochondrial inner membrane. The record is from RefSeq and is a predicted model, not a curated record.
CGCGGACUGAAAGCGCUGGAGCUUCGCCCUUGGAUUGCCCUCCCCGCUGGUGAAGGGGCGGAGAUGGUGCUGGGGCUGCUGCUGCCGGCUGAGGCUCGGGCUCUGCCGCCGCCGGGGAUCGUCAACAGGAACAGCGUGUGGCUGGGCCUCAUCGGCUGGACGGCGGCGCUACUGCAGAACGGCAUCAACCGGCGACCGGCCUUCAGAUCGGGUGUGCAUCGGCAGCUUCUGUUUCUAAGUGUUGGAUGGUUUGUUGGAUAUCACGUCACCAAGCUAGUAAACUACAAGACUGCCAAAAUGGAUAAAGAAAUGAUGGACUAUAUGCAGCACCAUCCCGGUGACUUUCCGGAAGUGGAAAGAAAGACAUUUGCUGAGAUUCUGGAGAAUUUCCAUCCAAUUCGCUGAACCAACCAAUAGUAACACAUAGCUGACUAUUCAUGUUGAGUAAUCACCCGUACUCAAAUAACUAUCGUCACGGUCUAUAAAACUAUGCUGCGAACGCAUGGUAUUUCACGUUGUAAAUUGCUUUGUAAUAAAUUAUGUGAAAUUA